Oncorhynchus mykiss (rainbow trout) is the source of this 2685-nucleotide messenger RNA. Lineage: Eukaryota; Metazoa; Chordata; Actinopteri; Salmoniformes; Salmonidae. The record is from RefSeq and is a predicted model, not a curated record.
CCACCCUUUUCAGCAGCUUUUCAGGAAAAAACCUGUCAUUUCUGCAUUUGUCGAUUUCAUUACUGUAACAGUUCCCGAGAACGACCAACAGGACGGCAUCUUACCUGCUGUAGACAUCAUGCAUAAGUUUUUCUCCCGAUUCAAUGGCCCAUGUUUGGAUCGAGUAAAAUACUCCUACAAUGCCUUUACUGGCUUGGCCAAAUUCCAUCGGCCUAGUGGUGCAUUAUUUAAAAAGUCUGCAGUGAAACACCCACCCCCUGACCUCCCUGAGAUGCCCUCAUGUAGCUUUAAUCCAGAAGAAUACAAGGACAUGUCCAAAGAGCGUAUGAUGGAGAUUCGGAGGCAGAACUGCAACCCAAUGACCAUGAAAGUGACCUACUACAAGAAGCCAGUGUACAUCCACCAGGGACACAUGCAGUGGCUGUGGGACGUGGACGGGAGGCGCUACCUGGACCUGUUCGCUGGCGUUGCCACUGUCAGCGUGGGGCACUGCCACCCAAAGGUAACGUCGGCGGCAGAGAAGCAGCUGAGAAAGCUGUGGCACACGACUAACAUCUACGUGUAUUCCCCUCUGCAUGAGUACACCGAGAAGCUAGCUGCCACCCUGCCAGACCCGCUGAAGGUUAUCUACCUGACAAACAGUGGCUCUGAGGCCAACGACCUGGCUAUGCUCAUGGCUAGGCUACACACAGGAAACUUUGACGUCAUCACACUGAGGGGGUCCUACCAUGGUGGCAGUCCACAUACUAUGGGUCUCACCUCCAAUGCAGCCUAUAAGUAUCCUGUUGCCUCUGGGUUAGGCUGCCACAAUACCAUGUGUCCUGAUGUAUUUGCUGGCCCAUGGGGAGGAAGCAACUGUAGAGACUCCCCAAUCCAGACCAUUAGGGACUGUAGCUGUCCUCAAGGAUCGUGUACCGCGAAUGACAAAUACAUUGGGCAGCUGAACGAGGUCUUUGCCACCAGCGUUCCCAGUCGUAUCGCUGCGUUCUUCGCUGAACCUAUCAUGGGAGUUGGAGGAGCUGUCCAAUACCCCAAGAACUUCCUCAAGGACACCUACAAACUUGUGAGGGAGAGAGGUGGGGUCUGCAUUGCAGAUGAGGUCCAGACAGGGUUUGGCCGCACAGGAAGUCACUUCUGGGGGUUCCAAGGUCAUGAUGUCAUACCAGACAUGGUCACCAUGGCAAAGGGCAUCGCUAAUGGAUUUCCUAUGGGAGCGGUUGUCACGACACCUGAGGUGGCCGCUUCAUUUGCCAAGGGAGUUCACUUCAACACGUUCGGUGGUAAUCCUGUGGCAUGUGCCAUCGCCUCAUCUGUUCUGGAUACCAUGGAGGAGGACGGCACGCAGCAGAUCAGCCACAACGUGGGGACUUAUCUGCUGACAGAGCUGGCCAAGAUGAGGGACAAGUAUGAGAUCAUUGGGGAUGUCCGAGGGAAGGGACUGCAGAUUGGAGUGGAGAUGGUGAAAGAUAAGGCGAGCCGCAAACCUCUCCCACCAGCAGCCAUGAGCGAGAUUUUCGAAGACACCAAAGACAUGGGUGUUCUGAUUGGGAAGGGAGGAGUGUAUGGACAGACGUUCCGGAUCAAGCCCCCUAUGUGUAUCACCAGGGACGAUGCAGACUUCUUCUUGGCUGUGUUUAACCAGGCUUUACACAACUACAUGGAAGAUCAUCAUUAGGCCUGGCUUUCACCCGGUCACUUCUUUCAGAUAGAUCAAAGGAGGAGUACAGAUUUUAGGCAAUUGAGAAAAAGACAGGCACUUCAAUCACCAUUCAUGCAUGUGCAAAUGAAAGACGCUAGAGUACCCUCAUCUCUCCCACACGAUGCGAGACAUCAACGCUCAAGAGCCCUACGUACAACAUGCACGAAGAUGGCGUUUGAGGUAGCCUGGACCCAGGUCUGUUUUGUCUUGCAUCACCACGAUCAUAGGAGUUGGGUUUUACAGCACCAACAGAUCUGGGACCAGGCUAGCGUUGGGGUGUCAGUCCACUGGAGAUGAGCCUUAAUCAGAUUUAGAUAUGGUACCAUGCUUUCUGUUGUUCAAAUUGACGACAUGUAGACACUGGCUGGAAUGCAGUUUUAACCAAUCAGUGUUCAGGAUUAGACUCACCCGUUGUAUAAUGUUCAAAUUGACUACAUGUAGACACUGGCUGGAAUGCAGUUUUAACCAAUCAGGAUUAGACUCACCUGUUGUAUAAUGUUCAAAAUGACUACAUGUAGACACUGGCUAGAAUGCAGUUUUAACCAAUCAGUGUUCAGGAUUAGACUCACCUGUUGUAUAAUGUUCAAAUUGACUACAUGUAGACACUGGCUGGAAUGCAGUUAUAACCAAUCAGGAUUAGACUCACCUGUUGUAUAAUGUUCAAAAUGACUACAUGUAACUUUUGAGGCACACAAAUGAGUUGAUUGUAAUCAUAUGUAGAAAACCUAGAGGGAAAAACUGUUUAUGUGAAGAUUUACUGACACCUGUUUGUCUCUGUACUGGAACUAAUUUUGUUGUAGGUUUAAAAUGUGUUUAUUUAAAAAAAAAUGUUAUUGAUUAGUCUUAACUGUGAAUAUAUUCACUUUUAACCUCAGGAAAGGAAACUAGUCCAAUAAAACCAUGGUACACCUGCCCACAUACUGCCAGUGAGAGGGCCAUGGACAAACUUUGGGUCAAAAUCUGAAAUAAAGCCGACCAGUAUUUUA